GUUGACAACAUUACUUUCCAUAAUUACCGGAUGAAUAUGUCUAGAACCGCGUCUGACUGUCAUUUGCAUAGAUAGAUUUUGUUUUCAGAAAUGUUUUGUCUUUUUUACAAUACCUUAUUGGUUUCACUGUUAUGCCAAUCAUACAAUUGCUGUAAUUUUCUGAGUUAUCUCAAAGAUAUCUAAAAACAAAUUAUAAUGAAUCGGCGCUGUUGUGGAGAAUCCAAAGAACUCAAUAAGCAGGCCAUGUCUCUUUCAUCGAUCAGUCUUCUCUAAGAUCAUACUUGAUCACUUUUCUCCUGCUUUAUAUUUUCAGGUCAAGCAUGUAUUGCACGAUUUUUAGUUUUUCAAGUGUUGAUGAAUUUAUCCCCACUGGAGCCUCACCCAUUCACUGGACUGAAGAAGAAAAAGCAUUUUAAUCUAUAAACUUGUACCAAGGCUCCGCAAUAACACAUUCGAGAAUUCCCCCCCCCCCCGUCACGCAUGCACCUGCUGUAUCGCCUCUGCAUUGAACCACCAGCCACAGGCUGUGUGUUGAUGUGCUGUUGGUUUCACGACGUAAACACGAUGCUUCUGAAAAAGAGCUAAAUAGCUUAGUAGGCCUUACCUGGUAAAAUAAGAAAUAAUGUUUAAUCACUUAGUUUAACAUGUCAGUGCUUUACAAACUAUUCUUUAUUACAUCUUGAUAUCUACAUUCAUGUGAACCAGUGUGCUGCUAUGAAGUAUCCUGUUAUGAUGCUUAAUUGUGAACUUUAGUUUGCAGCAAUCUAGAUCCUUUUACUGUUUUUUAUUAUAUAUGUUUAAUUCUGUUUUUAUCUGUUGCACUUCAGAGCCUGUUGUUACAACGCAUUUCUUUGCCACGUCUCCCGAGAAUUUGAUUCUAGGACUCAACGGGCUCUUAUCUGGUCUUUAAGAAAGCAAUUGCAUUGAAAGUAAAAUUCACUCUUCCGAGAAUUUAUGUUGCAGACUUCCUCCCGUUCGUCUGCAAUGGCUGUGCCAAGGUGUUCUGGUGAGUCUCAUUGUUUGGAGCAUAGAGGCAAGGACGACCACGCAUGCACAGAGGCAACUCCCGGGAGAGCGGCGCCCGCCGGGGGGGGCCCCACGAGCUACGCGUGCCACGUGCCGGCCUGCCCGGCGCGGGAGCUGCUGCCCGUGCUGUGUCCGCACUGCAGCCUGCAGGUGUGCCUCAGGCACCGGCACCAGGUGGACCACGCGUGCGUGAACCUCCAGGAGGCGGCGCCGCGCAUGCAGCGCACGCAGGAGCUGGUGCGGGGCAUCACUGAGGGGAGGUGUGGGGCUGCAGCCGCCGUGGGGAGGCGCGGGGCCCGGAGUGCGGCCGUGACGGCACGCGUGCAGCUCAUGAAGACCAAGCAGCAGGCAGUGGGGGAGCAGGGGAUCCCUCAGGAGGAGCGGCUGUACCUGCGUGUGCGGUUGCCGCGCACUGCGGGGGUCUCUGAGGGGCAGCAGCAGCAGCAGGAGGAGCGUGCCGUGUUCGUGUCUCGUGCGUGGUCGGUGGGACGCGUCGUCGACUGGGUCGCCAGCGCCACGCGCCUUCCCAACAACAACCACGUCGCCAGUGCCAAGAAGCUGCAUCUGUGCGACGUGGCGACGCUGCGCGCCUGGCCCAUGGACGCCCUCGUGGACUCGCUGCUGUCGGCCCCGGGGAGCGAGGGAGAGGGGCUCGGGGAUGGCGGCGGCGUUCUGCUCAAGUACCUGGACCCUGGCUGCGAUGUCGCACCGGACGCUUCGCCACCGUCGGCGACAUAACGGCAGCGGUCGGCUCGGCCAGUGACCUUCAAGCCCUCGCCUAUGGGGGGCGGCAGUCUGCGAUGUUGCACGUGUGACCCGUCAUCCGCGUGCGUGCGUGCCACACACGUCCAUUGCACUCUGGGUACGCGGCCUUGUACAUUAACAGCCUGCCCACCACUCGCUCUCAACCGUCAGUGCCACCAGUGUUCUGUGGAAUGAUAAGACCCUGCCAUAGAAAAGUGGAAUUUCCAAUCCAAACUUAGGCCCACUAAUGGAGAGAAGCAUCACCCAGCACUUGUUUGAGUGAGAAGCCUUUUUGACGAUGGUCGUUAUUUGACUUUACGACCACUUGACCCCACUCGUAAUGUCCAGAAGUGUAUUUUGUUUGCCGUCUUGUCUCAAAUGUGAAGAACAGCCAUUGCUAGUACUAUUGCCUUGAUUUGUUUUUGUCUUAUGAGGCAGUGCCAAUGAAGGGAGCUGAUAACGCAGUUUCUGUUCGAUGCAAGACGUUUUUACGACAACUGUGACGGGAGUUUGGUGGGACUAACUCGCCACAUCCGCACUCGCCCCUAAGCCUCGCAGAACUCCGUGAACAGUCACACACAAGUCACCGGGUACAAUUCGCAUAUAUGCAGAUAUAUCACACCAAACACAAAGUGCUGUUUGCCACACCAAGCGCAUUUGGCAACCUCCCUAGAAGAGCCUCGGCAAAUCUCUCAUGACCACCGCCCAGCAGCCGUGAUGUCAGGGCCAAACCCGAUUGGUUUGCAAUAAUAUUUGUGGAUUGGGGGGGUUUGGAUAGGAAAGAUGAUGGUCGAUGGAUGCCGAAAGAAAGGACUCCCCCAAAGAGGAGGACCGCAGCAAAGGCGGAGCGAUGGGAUCCGUUCGUAUGCAGGAACGGGAUGGCUCGUGGUGUCGCAGGACCAUGAAGAAUGGCAACAAGCUUGGGGGCGGGGGGAGGAGACCUUCAUCCAGGAGCGGAUCGAGCACGGUGGUUGCGCACUGCGCCCGGCUGUGCGAGCGACUCUCCGCGGCGACAUCGCGCUCCGCCUGCUGCUCCUUCGCGCCACCUGCUGCGGGAGAGAGAGGGAGAGAGGCCGCGGCGCCCAGGGCGGGCGGGCGGGCGGGCGGGCGGCACUGCCCCCUCCCGGCUCGCCGCGGUAUCGUUAUUCGCGGUUAUUGUCAAAUUGUAUCAUUUAACGAUGAUCGCCACAAUGAGUUCCCCUUACCUUCUGAAUUGUAUUUCGCACGUUUAAGCUUGUACGAAUACAGAUUAAUUAAAGUUCUUCGACUGUAGUUUACUCAACAUAAGCCUGCCCCAAGUCUUAAUGCAAGCAGAUGCAUGGUCUACAAUGCGUAUGUCUGUGCUGGCAGUUAAGCGAAUAUUCAAUAAUUCCGUGACCUAUCAAAAUUAUGAGAUCAUAAAAGGGAUGGACAAAUACAUUACAGAAAAAGGAAUGGCCAUUGACUCUUUACUGUAAUGGGGAAAACGGAAUGCUUGAAUAUGUUUGAACAUCAUAACACUGCUGUAUUGUUGCCAGAAAGGGUAAAGCCUAUUGUCAUCAUUUUGAUACUGUCAAAAAGGUCCCAUCUUGAUCUAUAAAGACCUUAGUCUGCGUCUCAAAAACUCCCAGGGUACUUCCCAGCAAGGUAGAAAGCUGACAAUUUCGUACAUAGGUAGCUUUUUGGACACAAUAAAAAUCUGUGAGACCGAGAGUUUUCAUUUUAAGGCUCCCAAAUCUCGAUUUGCACACAUGGCUGGUAUGGUGUUAUUCAGAAACUGUUCAAAAUAUUAGAUUGCGGGUUUUUUCGUUUGAUGGAGCAUUAAACCGCUAAUAAAAUUAAAGCGAGAACCAUUGUUCUAUCUUUAAUUGUUUUGAUAUAUUUUGGAUUUGAAUGAAAACAUACAUUUUAUGAUGGUCAAACCUGAAAAAUGGUCAAAGAUAGGAGCUUCCCCUCAACAGAGUAUGAAGUAAUUUUUUGUUCUUUCUAAUAAAAACAAGUAAAAAAAUUGCAGGAAAAUACAUUUUUGAAGUAGUUAGUGUUUGAUCGUAGAUAAAACAUUUUUUACAAAUCAUAGGUUACUUAUUAUAUUUAUUGAAAACUUUUGCCUGGCAAAAACAGGCUUUAUGAACUAGUUGAAUAAUAUGGGCAUUUCGUUUUUCAUUCCAGUCUGGGACAUUCCUUUUUCUAUCAUUGGUUGGGAGCCUAUCCCCACCAUGUAAUUGCCACGAAACAUUUAUCAAAUGAUCUAAUUUUAGGAGGAAGAUGGCUAUGUAUUACUUUCAUUAUUGAGUUUCUCAUUUCAUAAAUAUGUAUUGCCAGGAAAU
Lethenteron reissneri (Far Eastern brook lamprey) is the source of this 4076-nucleotide messenger RNA. Its product is annotated as AN1-type zinc finger protein 1-like. The record is from RefSeq and is a predicted model, not a curated record. Gene Ontology annotation, biological process: cytoplasmic stress granule disassembly. Gene Ontology annotation, molecular function: zinc ion binding. Gene Ontology annotation, cellular component: cytoplasm; cytoplasmic stress granule. NCBI's taxonomy places the organism in Eukaryota, Metazoa, Chordata, Hyperoartia, Petromyzontiformes, Petromyzontidae.